Molecule: messenger RNA, 2188 nt
Organism: Oncorhynchus masou masou (cherry salmon)
Lineage: Eukaryota; Metazoa; Chordata; Actinopteri; Salmoniformes; Salmonidae
Gene: hacl1
Product: 2-hydroxyacyl-CoA lyase 1
Biological process (GO): fatty acid alpha-oxidation
Cellular component (GO): peroxisome
Molecular function (GO): catalytic activity; magnesium ion binding; thiamine pyrophosphate binding
Source: RefSeq, a predicted model, not a curated record
UCACUAAGAGAUUUCUGGACAGUAAUAAUGGAAGAUGUGACAGGCGCUCAGCUCAUUGCUGAGGCACUAAAAGCUCAGAAUGUAGAAUAUAUGUUUGGAAUAGUUGGUGUUCCAGUCAUUGAAGUGGCUAUGGCAGCUCAAGCCUCAGGGAUCAAGUAUGUGGGGAUGCGCAAUGAACAAGCCGCUUGCUAUGCUGCCUCUGCUGUUGGUUACCUCAUCUUCCUUCCAGGGGCGUGUCUGGUUGUGUCUGGACCGGGACUCAUUCAUGCUCUUGGUGGAAUGGCCAACGCUAACAUGAACUGCUGGCCUGUGAUUGUUAUUGGAGGCUCCUCCGAUCAAAACCAGGAGACCACUGGGGCGUUUCAAGAGUUUCCACAGGUGGAGGCGUGCAGACUGUACAGUAAGUUCUCAGCUAGGCCCAGCAGUCUGGAUAUGAUCUCCUCAGUGGUAGAGAAGGCAGUACGCACUAGCAUGUAUGGACGUCCCGGUGCUGUAUACGUAGACAUAUCAGGGGACAUGGUCAACGCUAAAGUGGACAGGAGCAGAGUCAGAGAGGUGCCCUGUUGUCCACCUCCUCCAGUGAGUAUGGCUGUUGUCCACUGCCUUUACUCAUCAUUGGCUGUUCAUCAAAAGGAGGCCAAACAGCCUUUACUCAUCAUUGGGAAAGGUGCAGCCCAUGGAAGAGCAGAGGGGGCUCUGAGGGAGCUGGUGGAGGGGUGUGGCCUGCCCUUCCUGCCCACCCCCAUGGGUAAAGGGGUGCUGCCUGACGACCACCCCAACUGUGUUGCUGCUGCCCGCUCCAGAGCUCUGCUCCAGUCUGAUGUUGUGGUCCUACUUGGUGCCAGGCUCAACUGGAUCCUGCACUUUGGCCUUCCCCCCAGGUUUGACCCCCAUGUAAAGGUUAUCCAGGUUGAUCUAUGUGCAGAGGAGAUGGGGAACAACAUGCAACCUGCUGCGGCUCUCCUAGGGGACGUCAAUGCUAUUGUCAAGCAGCUCCUAGAGUAUGUUCAUAAAGAUGGCUGGAAGUAUCCAGCUGAUACAGAAUGGUGGACCACAUUGAAAGAGAAGAUGGCUGCUAACGCAACAAUGACAAAGGCAUUAGCUCUUCAGUCAACAACACCCAUGAACUACUACCAAGUGUUCCACCACAUCUCCGAGCUGCUGCCCCACGACUGUGUCAUCGUGAGUGAGGGGGCCAACACCAUGGACAUUGGGCGUACCAUGUUGAACAACUACCUUCCUCGACACAGGUUGGAUGCUGGCACCUUUGGGACGAUGGGGGUGGGUCUGGGCUUUGCCAUCGCGGCUGCAACAGUGCAGAGGAACCAGAACACAGGCCAGAGGGUGGUGUGUGUGGAGGGGGACAGUGCCUUUGGAUUCUCUGGAAUGGAGGUAGAGACCAUGUGCAGGUAUAAACUCCCGGUGGUCAUCAUCGUGGUCAACAACAAUGGGAUCUACAGCGGCGUGGAUGCAGAGACGUGGGAAAUGAUGGGGAAGAUGGGAGAUCUCACCACUGUAGCCCCCCCUGUGACCCUGCUGCCUGAAGCCCGCUAUGAUGAGGUCAUGAACGCCUUCGGAGGACAAGGGUUCCUGGUGCGGACAGAGGAGGAGCUGUGUAGUGCCUUACAGCUCAGCCUCAGUGACUGGGAGAGACCAAGUCUCCUCAACGUCCUCAUAGACCCCUCCUCAGACAGGAAGCAACAGGAGUUUCCAUGGCUAACUCGCUCCAACCUGUAGGCCAGUGAGGAAGACCUGCUUCCUUCUGCCACCUGAUGGACGAAUUGGGUACAUCCCAAAUGGCAACCUCUUCUCUAUAAGUUUCAUUCUCUAUGGGCCCUGGUUAAAAGUAGUGCACUAAAUAGGGAAUAUGGUGCCAUUUGGUAUGCAGCCCUUGUCAGUGAAGUUUCUCUCUAUAACGUGGUGUUUGGAGACAAUGAUAGCUCCUCUCUCGACCAUGAGAAGGCUGCAUGUGUUUUUGUAUCUAAAAAAUAAUUAUGUUUCUAUGAAAUGUUUUAAUCAAGUCACAUUUACUACACGGUAGUAUGACAUUUUCGAUUUUGGAAAUUUAUACCAUGAUUAAGAUGUAGAUUUGUGAGAAAAUGUCAGGUAUAAUAUUUGUCUUUGGCUUGUUUACUAUAUUGUUUACUAAGUGUCCUUGAAAAUAAACUUUGUUGCAGACAAACUGAAA